Molecule: messenger RNA, 1433 nt
Organism: Abrus precatorius (Indian licorice)
Lineage: Eukaryota; Viridiplantae; Streptophyta; Magnoliopsida; Fabales; Fabaceae
Exons: 9
Coding region: 63-1433 (456 amino acids)
Source: RefSeq, a predicted model, not a curated record
ACAAAAGAAAGAAACACAAAUCUGGGAAGCGCAGGGGAAAUAUUCCCACUGCACUUCCUGAUAUGCCUUUGAAAAGGGUUAGCAAUGCUGGAAGCCGUGUGGGAGACUUCUCUCUCAGUGACUUUGUUCACAUGGACUUUGAGAAGGGUGCUUCAGCCACUUGCAGAUCAGAAGUUUCAAGCAUGAAGAUUCAUCUUACGCAGCUUCAAUAUCAUAGCCAUAGUCAAAUUGAUGCAAAUGGAAAAUUACAAGAAGAAGCAUGGUUUGACUCGGUUAGCAUUCUAGAAUCUGAUUCAGAUGAUGACUUCAGUAGUGUGCAUGGAGAUUGUUUUCCCUUUCCGGCCAAUGCUUUGGGUAGUGUUCCAAAUACUCAGUUACUUCAGUAUGAAAGUGCAUCCUGCUUUGUAGAUUCAGGGUGUAAAUAUGAGGAGUACUAUGAAAGCUACCUCAAAAUAGAUGGAGGUAACUGUAGAAAUGGAGAAAAAACUCAAGAAAACAACUCAAAGCAAUCGACAGUUAUCAUGCUUUCUGUUAAAAGGACAUCCAUUGAUGGAAAUGACAAAACUCCAUCAUGUUCAUCUGAGAAAUAUCUUUACCGUCCUAGAGCUGGGAUUCAGGUUCCAAUUUCAACUCAAGAAAAGCCAUUCCCUGGUUCGUGGUCUGUGGUUUCACCUUCAGUGUUCAAGCUUCGGGGUGAAAGCUUUUUCAGAGAUAAGCAGAAGUGCCCUGCACCUGACUCCAGCCCUUACAUACCAAUAGGUGUUGAUUUAUUUGUCUGUCCAAGGAAGAUAAAUCACAUUGCUAAGCAUCUUGAACUUCCUGUUGUCAAAGAACAUGAGACAAUGCCGUCCCUCCUGAUUGUUAAUAUACAGUUGCCAACAUAUGCUGCUAGCAUGUUCCUUGGUGAAGCCAAUGGGGAAGGCUUGAGUCUUGUGCUGUAUUUUAAAUUGUCUGAGAAUUUUGAAAAAGAAAUCUCACCAAAUUUUCAGGAGAUGAUUAAGAGCUUAAUGGAUGAUGAGAUGGAAAAGGUGAAAGGGUAUGCUAAGGAAAGCACGGUUCCCUAUAGAGAGAGGCUAAAAAUUUUGGCUGGGCUAGUUAAUCCAGAGGACCUUCUUCUGAAUUCUGCAGAAAGGAAGCUUGUACAUGCCUACAAUGGCAAACCAGUGCUUUCACGUCCUCAGCAUGAUUUCUUUAAGGGACCUAACUACUUUGAGAUAGACCUGGAUAUACAUCGCUUUAGCUAUAUAUCGAGGAAAGGACUUGAUUCACUCCGAGACCGUGUAAAGCAUGGAAUACUUGAUGUUGGCUUAACUAUCCAGGCACAAAAGCAAGAGGAACUUCCUGAGCAUGUGUUGUGCAGCUUACGAUUAAAUAAAAUUGAUUUUGUUAACCAUGGCCAAAUCCCUACCCUUGUCACUCUUGAUGACAAUUGA